AUGUGUCCAGUAUACAUCAUUAUGGACCCGGACCAAGUACGUCGUAGAAAGAGAAACACAGCUAUCAACUUGCUCGUAGAGUACUACAACGCAUAUAUCGACCGUUCUCCCUGUUACACAUCAUCACAUUUUGGAGACAAAUGGGUUGCAGAAAUGCUUGUCGGGCAUCCCACAAGAUUUCACAACAUGUUCCGCAUGACACAUGAGGUUUUUACAGAUCUUUUAGCAGAACUCGUUAGAUCUCAUGGCCUCCAUGGGUCUAUGAGGAUGACUGACCGUGAGGUCUUGACGAUUACUCUUUAUAUAUUAUUACAUAACAAGUUAAUGCGUGGUGCGAUGGAAAGUUUCCAUCCCUCAUCAGAGACCAUUAGCAGGUACUUCUCAGUGGAUUUGAGUGCUUUGGUGAGCCUCGUCAAACAAGUCAUAAAGCCAAUGGAUACAACUUUUUCACGAACUCCUACGGAGAUUUGCCACGAUCGAUGCUACAUGUCAUUCUUUAAGGAUUGCAUCAGUGCGAUAGAUGGAACACAUGUUGAUGCACGUGUUUCAAAUGAUGAGAAAAUUGCAUUUAUCGGAAUGUCAUGGCAGUUUGUGACUUUAAUAUGUGUUUCACAUUUAUCAUGUCUGGUUGGGAGGUUAGUGCACAUGACAGCAGAAUUUUCAAGAGUGCAACACGGAAUUCGCAUUAUAGCUAUCACCAUCCUCCUCAAGGUUCAACACCUUACAGAAAAAUAUUAUUUGGUGGAUGCUGGUUAUCCGUUGCAGCAAGGGUAUCUCAAACCAUAUCCUGAUAAUAGAUAUCAUAUACCUGAUUUUAAACGAGCAAGUAAUGUUACACGAAACAUAAAGGUGUUCAACAAAAGUCAUUUCUCUUUGCGAGGCGUCAUCGAGAGGACAUUUGAU
Messenger RNA from Phalaenopsis equestris, 903 nucleotides. RefSeq lists its product as uncharacterized. The annotation marks the transcript as partial. The transcript has 3 exons. The record is from RefSeq and is a predicted model, not a curated record. NCBI's taxonomy places the organism in Eukaryota, Viridiplantae, Streptophyta, Magnoliopsida, Asparagales, Orchidaceae.